This is a messenger RNA of Boleophthalmus pectinirostris (great blue-spotted mudskipper), 3819 nucleotides long. RefSeq names its product 3-phosphoinositide dependent protein kinase 1b (gene pdpk1b). Gene Ontology annotation, biological process: intracellular signal transduction; peptidyl-serine phosphorylation. The coding region runs from base 137 to 1819 and encodes 560 amino acids. Gene Ontology annotation, molecular function: ATP binding; protein serine/threonine kinase activity. Lineage: Eukaryota; Metazoa; Chordata; Actinopteri; Gobiiformes; Gobiidae. The transcript has 14 exons. The record is from RefSeq and is a predicted model, not a curated record.
CUCUGCUGCUGACUGCUGUCCUGCGGUAACAUUGUUGUGGAACGACGUCACAGCUCGAAAAUGAAGGCACGGAGGCAGCCAUUACUGGAGCUUCUCUAAUUAUUUUAUUCCAAAUAAAUACUAGUGGACAAUUCUCAUGGCAAGAGCCACAAGUCAGCUGUAUGAUGUUGUGCCCAUUCAGUCGAGUGUUGUCAUCUGUUCCUGCUCGCAUCCAUCAAUGGUAAGAACCAACUCUGACUCCUGCUCGCCACUUGCUAUCCCAGGCGCCAGCAGUAACCACUGUCCCAGCAUGGAGGGCCCAUCUUCAGAGGCCUGUGCUGUAGGAGCAUCUGCCAGCAUCCAGGCCUCAGACCUUCCACCUGUCCAAGCCCCUCAGCCACGCAAGAAGAAACCAGAGGACUUCAAAUUUGGCAAGAUACUUGGAGAGGGCUCAUUCUCUACUGUUGUUCUCGCAAGGGAGCUAGCGACAGGCAAGGAAUAUGCAAUUAAGAUAUUAGAAAAGCACCAUAUUAUGAAGGAGAAGAAGGCUCAGUAUGUGAAGAGAGAAAGGGACUUGAUGUCAGAUCUAGAUCAUCCAUUCUUUGUCAAGCUUUACUUCACAUUUCAAGAUGAUGAGAAAUUAUAUUUUGGUCUCAGCUAUGCGAAAAAUGGAGAGCUCUUAAAGUACAUCCGCAAAAUUGGCUCAUUUGACGAGACAUGUACUAGGUUCUACUCUGCUGAAAUUGUUUCUGCUCUAGAAUAUUUACACAAAAAAGACAUAAUACACAGAGACCUGAAACCAGAAAAUAUUCUUUUAAGCGAAGACAUGCACAUCCAGAUUACAGAUUUUGGGACAGCAAAGCGCUAUGACAGUAAACAAGCAAGAGCAAACUCUUUUGUUGGAACAGCACAGUAUGUGUCUCCAGAACUAUUAACAGAAAAAUCUGCCUGCAAAAGCUCUGACCUUUGGGCCUUGGGAUGUAUUAUCUAUCAGUUGGUGGCUGGUUUACCACCAUUUAGAGCUGGAAAUGAGUAUCUAAUAUUUCAGAAGAUAAUAAAGUUGGAAUAUGAAUUCCCAGAGAAGUUCUUCCCCAAAGCCAAGGAUCUUGUUGAAAAGCUUUUGUCACUGGACCCUUCUAAGCGACUUGGUUGUGAAGAGAUGGGAGGGUAUGAUCCUUUAAGGCAGCAUCCUUUUUUUGACUCGAUCUCCUGGAGUGAUCUACAUCUACAGACUCCACCCAAGCUCACACCGUAUCUACCAGCCAUGUCAGAGGAUGAUGAGGACUGCUAUGGAAACUAUGAUGACCUCCUGAGCCAGUUCAGCAACAUGCAGGUGGCUCCCUCCAGUUCGUCACAGUCCCUGUCGCCGCAUGAUUCUAUAUCACCGCACAGGUCCAGCAGUAACAUUGAACAGUACAUCCACGACCUGGACAACAACUCUUUUGAGCUGGAUCUGCAGUUCACUGAAGAGGAAAAGCAGCUACUGCUGGACAAACAAACUACUGGAAAUCCUUGGCACCAGUUUGUUGAGAAUAAUCUGAUACUGAAAAUGGGCCCUGUUGAUAAACGAAAGGGUCUGUUUGCUCGACGGAGACAGCUGCUGCUUACAGAAGGACCACACCUGUACUAUGUGGAUCCUGUCAACAAGGUUCUAAAAGGGGAGAUUCCUUGGUCCCUUGAGCUUCGUCCUGAGGCUAAGAACUUCAAAACCUUCUUUGUUCACACGCCUAACCGAACAUAUUAUUUGAUGGACCCCAGUGGAAACGCUGACAGGUGGUGCAAGAAGAUCCAAGAAGUGUGGAGAAAAAUCUAUCAAAGGCACCAAAACCCAGGGCUAUAGGAGCAGCAUUUCUUCUAUGGCCAAACCUCUUUAUCUGAACGGCCAAUCACUGAGCAGAGUAACACCUUCUUUAGUGCCCUUCAUCACCGCAAUGUAAACAAACUCUAAAAGAGACGCUGGCAUCAAGACCAUGUUUGUUUUCCUGAGCAGAACCAUGGGGAAAAUACAACUUUGGAUUCAGGGUUGCUUUGCUUGUUCUUUGUGCUCCAUGUGAGGCUUCUAUUACAUUUUCCAUGUAUGGAUGAUGAUAAGACUGCCUCCAUGCACACCCCCUUUUUCUACUUUUUGCAAGAGAAAUCAGAAGGACAAGCUUGUCUGUUUAGAGGCACAAGCUUGGGUACUGCUAGGACUAUCUUAAAUAACAAGGACUGGUUAACUGCUUAUAUUAACAUGUAAAUCUAGCUGCUAUGUACCAGAGCCCAUCCCACUAUCUAAAUUACACCAUAUCCUACAUGUUUAGAUCUAGUCAGGAUAAUUCAGACCUAUUGAUGCAAAUGCUUUUUUGCUUACAUUUUCAUUUAGAGCUUAUUUUAAUAUUUAGGCAUUACAUUGCAGUUCAGUUCAGGUAACACUGCAGAAGACAUGGGUCAGAAUUGGUGUGAAUGUGAGCCAUCAUAGCGAUUAGUAGAGAUGCUAUGGGCCAGCAAAUCGGCCACAAACUGAUCAUUUCUAACCAUAACUCGCUUAUCUUUCCUGCAUGGUCAGUUUUGUAGCACUAUGUACCUGCUCAUUUCUCACAGGGCACUGCAGAUGUAGUUUAUUUAAGUUUAAAGGUGGCUAUUUUUGAAUCACCUGGUAUAUUAUUUUGUGAUGAUAAUUGUUUAGUUUGUUAUUUUUUCCUAUUCCAUUUCUUGUUGGGAUAGUUGGCUCAUGGUCAUUUCAUCCUCUUGAAAACAAUAUCUUGUGUGCUGACCACCACAUGCUGAACAGAAUACUUAUCAACAUACUAUCGUUUUCAGAAGCAAUCAAAGCAAAACUGUCCUGGGACAAAAUGGCUCAAAGCUAAAUUUGGGCUUUUUGUUUUCAAGGAGACAGUACUCACAUUUUAAUUUCUGAUGUUUGGCCCAAAAGAAAUUAAAACUGUUGAUUUCAUUUGUGCGCUUGUUUUAGCAAUAUGUAUUGUCAUAAUGCUUUUAACUUUGAAAAUAUUACCUUCGGGUCCUCUGAAAAGGCCCUCUUCCUUUGGCUGCGUCUGGUGUGACUGGAGUGUAGGUGGUAGAACCCUCUGGCCCGGGGGCUGGAGGGGAUUAGUGUGGCUGGAUGGAUGUCAGUUUAAAGAUUAUGUCUGAUCCAAAUAACCGAUGAAAUUGCUGUAUCUGUCUAUAAAAGUAAGGGGACUCACAGGAGAAAGUGUGGUCCCCUAUUAAAGAGAAAUUGUUUGAAUCAAUUUGAUGGCAGUCGGUUACAUUGUAAAAGGAUUACUCUACAUGGCUUGUAACUGACUAGAACUGUGAUGUACAGAUGAUGUAUUAUUAAAAUCUGAAGCAAGUAAUGCAAUGAUAUUAGGAUACAAUUUUUGUAUUUUUAUUCUUGUAUAAGGUUAUUUGAUGGCUAUUGUUUAGCCUCUAGUUCAUUCUGUGUUAUUUAAAUUCUAAUAUAUGAAUCAUAUUUGGAUUGAAGUCAUGUUCAGGGGCCAUGUUGUGUAUGUAUUGAGAUGUAAAGCCUUUGAAUGUGAAUAAUUAUUGUAAACUAUAAUAUUUUACAGCUUUUUCUUACUAUAUCAUACAUUUUCUAUUUGCUCAGUGAUUUAAUCAUUCUGAUAAUUUAAUGAGUCAUUCAGAUUAUUUGUGCGCUAGGUCAAUAGAUGUUGAAUGAUGACAUUUUCCACUUACUGCUUGGUAGUUCAAUAAUUAAAGCAUGUAGGGGUUUAGGCGUACAGAUAAGCCAUGUGUCCUGUCUUCUGUUAACAGCCAGUUAAGACACUGUAAACGCAGCAUUUAGUGGCAAUGGCAUUUCAUAUUUUGCAGCAUGUAAAUAAAAUAACGGCCCAUUACCAGUGA